Molecule: messenger RNA, 2088 nt
Organism: Notolabrus celidotus (New Zealand spotty)
Lineage: Eukaryota; Metazoa; Chordata; Actinopteri; Labriformes; Labridae
Product: mucin-2-like
Exons: 4
Source: RefSeq, a predicted model, not a curated record
ACAACACCAGCAACUACAUCAACAACAACAACAGUUGCCCCCUCAACCACAACACCUGCAAUAUCAUCUACCACAACAGAUGCUCCAUUGGCAACAAUACCAGCAACAUCAACUACAACAGUAUUCUCCUCAACCACAACACCAGCAACAUCAGCUACAACAACAAAUGCCCCCUCAACCACAUCACCAACACCUUCAACUACAACAACAGUUACAGCCUCAACCACUUCACCAACAACUUCAACUACAACAACAGUUGCCCCCUCAACCACAACACGAGCACAAUUAACUAUAAAAACAAAGGCCCCCUCAACCACAACACCAGCAACAACUCCAACAACAUCAACAGUUGUCCCCUCAACUACAACCCCAGCAACAUCAACUACAAAAGUUGCCCCCUCAACAACACCAACUACAUCAGCAACAACUACAGUUGCACCCUCAACUACAACACCAACAACAUCAACAGUUGCCCCCGUAGCCACAACACCAGCAACAUCAACUACAACAGUUGCCACCUCAACAACACCAGCAACUUCAACAACAACAGUUGCCCCCUCAACCACAACACCUGCAAUAUCAUCUACCACAACAGAUGCUCCAUUGGCAACAAUACCAGCAACAUCAACUACAACAGUAUUCCCCUCAACCACAACACCAGCAACAUCAGCUACAACAACAAAUGCCCCCUCAACCACAUCACCAACACCUUCAACUACAACAACAGUUACAGCCUCAACCACUUCACCAACAACUUCAACUACAACAACAGUUGCCCCCUCAACCACAACACCAGCACAAUCAACUAUAACAACAAAGGCCUCCUCAACCACAACACCAGCAACAUCAACUACAACAGUUGCCACCUCAACAACACCAGCAACUUCAACAACAAAAGUUGCACCCUCAAUCACAACACCAGCAACAACUACAACAACAAAUUCCCCCUCAACCACAACGCCAUCAAUAUCUACUAUAACAGUUGCCCCCUUAAUCACAACACCAGCACUUUCAACUACAACAGUAUUCACCUCAACCACAACCCCAGCAAAAUCAACUACAACAGUUGCCCCCUCAACACCAACUACAUCAACAACAACAGUUGCACCCUCAACCACAACACCAGCACAAUCAACUAUAACAACAAAGGCCCCCUCAACCACAACACCAGCAACAUCAACUACAACACCAGCAACUUCAACUACGAUAACAGUUGCCCCCUCAUCCACAACACCAACAUCAGCUACCACAACAGUUGCAACCUCAACCACAACACCGGCAACAUCAACUACAACAGUUGUCCCAUCAACAACACCAACAUCAGCUACCACAACAGUUGCCCCCUCAACAACACCAGCAACUGAAACUAGGAAAACAGUUGCACCCUCAACUACAACACCAGCAACUUCAACUACGAUAACAGUUUCCCCCUCAACCACAACACCAACAUCAGCUACCACAACAGUUGCCACCUCAACCACAACACCAGAGAUAUCAACUACAACAGUUGCCCCCUCAACCACAACACCAGCAUCAGCUACCACAACAGUUGCCCCCUCAUCCACAACACCAGCAACAUCAACUACAACAUUUGCACCCUCAACCACAACACCAGCAACAUCAACUACAACAGUUGUCCGGACAACAACACCAGCAACAUCAACUCCAACAACAGUUGCCCCCUCAUCCACAACACCAGCAACAUCAACUACAUCAACUACCACAACAGUUGCCCCCUCAACAACACCAACUACAUCAUCAACAACAUUUGCCCCCUCAACCAUAACACCAGACACAUCAACUACAACAACAGAUGCCCCCUCAACCACAACAACAGCAACAUCAACUAAAACAGGUACCCUCUCAACAACACCAACUACAUCAACAACAAUAGAUGCACCCUCAACCACAAUGCAAGCAACGUCAACUACAACAGUUGCCCCCUCAACUACAACACCAACAACAUCAACGGUUGCCCCCUCUACCACAACACAGGCAACAUCAACUACAACAGUUGUCCCAUCAACAACACCAGCAACUUCAACUACAACAGUUGCCCCCUCAUCCACAACACCAGCAACAUCAACU